AUGGCACUUGUUCUCAUCUAUGUGGAUGAUAUGUUGAUCACUGGAAAUAGUAUACUUCUAAUUGAAGAAACAAAGAAUCAGUUGAAGCAAGCUUUCAAAAUGAAAGACUUGGGAGAGUUAAGGUACUUCUUAGGUAUUGAAUUUGGAAGAUCAAAGCAAGGUAUUCUAAUGCAUCAAAGAAAGUAUGCACUAGAAUUAAUUUCUGAAACUGGUCUAACUGCAGCUAAACCAGCUGGAACUCUAAUUGAUACCAACUUAAAAUUGACUACCAAACAGUAUGAUGAAGAAACACAGAUGACAAAAGAUGAUCCCUUAACUGAUCAAGGAGCUUAUCAAAGGAUAGUUGGCAAACUACUCUAUCUAACCAUGAUAAGACCUGACAUCUUCUAUGGGGUUCAAAUAUUAAGUCAAUUCCUACAACAGCCUAAGAAACCACAUAUGACUACAACAUUAAGGAUUGUGAGAUAUGUGAAAAACCCACUAGGACAAGGCCUAAUACUGUCCAGCUACUCAAAGAAUACUAUCACUGCUUAUUGUGAUGCAGAUUGGGCCUCUUUCCCUCUAACAAAAAGGUUAAUUACUGGUUACUUUGUGCAGUAUGGAGGGUCUUUAGUUUCAUGGAAGUCAAAGAAAUAA
Solanum stenotomum is the source of this 636-nucleotide messenger RNA. RefSeq lists its product as uncharacterized. The transcript has a single exon. NCBI's taxonomy places the organism in Eukaryota, Viridiplantae, Streptophyta, Magnoliopsida, Solanales, Solanaceae. The record is from RefSeq and is a predicted model, not a curated record. The coding region runs from base 1 to 636 and encodes 211 amino acids.